This is a messenger RNA of Populus euphratica (Euphrates poplar), 2527 nucleotides long. Its product is annotated as Tetratricopeptide repeat (TPR)-like superfamily protein. The record is from RefSeq and is a predicted model, not a curated record. NCBI's taxonomy places the organism in Eukaryota, Viridiplantae, Streptophyta, Magnoliopsida, Malpighiales, Salicaceae. Gene Ontology annotation, biological process: RNA processing. The coding region runs from base 306 to 2093 and encodes 595 amino acids. The transcript is spliced from 3 exons. Gene Ontology annotation, molecular function: protein binding.
UUUAAUAAGAAGAGAGAGCGAAGUGGGGGCAGUUAUAUAUAAGAGAAAGGAUGACCUCUCCUUUCCUCCUUCCUGAAAAGUGAUGUUACGGCUCGUGCUUCCCGUUUCAGCUUCUCCCCGGAUUUCUUCUCCGGGUUUCCAACAGAGAUUCUGCUCAUCAAAUCCAUUGUUCGAGUGAAUUAAAAAGAGGGAGAAAGAAAGCAGACUUUAACCAGCUGCUGUAGCAGAAGAUCCACGGGGAUUGGAUUUCUUCUAUUUUUCUAAGCUUCUUUUUAGCCUUUCUCAGACAAAGAAAGAAAAAUAAAAUGGGAGUGAAAGUUGCUACGACGACUUUUUUUCACUGGUCGCAGCCAAUUAUUCAUCAUUCACCAUCUUCCUCUCAAGCACUAGCCCCCGCAGUUGCAUCUCCAUCUUCAAAACGACAGCGUGGUUUCGAUGGAGCUGGAGGUGGAAUGCUCGUAUGUAGAUACGUACAGAGACUAAGCCGACGGGCUCUGUUGGGAAGUCCAUUCACAACAAAGUUACAGAGAGCUCGUUCUUGCGGGUCUCAGAAACCAAGAGGUCAGACUACAAUAAGAGCUAGCAGUGCUAGCUUGGAUGCCUUUUCUGACGAAGAAUUUUCCAAGAAAAUACAAGAAUUGGCUCGCAGAUUCCGGCUUUCUGACGAUGAUGACGAUAGCGGUGACGCGGUAGAUUCGGAAUCAGAGAUUCUUUCUGAUUCUGGAGACAACCUUGGCGGUAUUAAUGGCGGGGGCAUUUAUAAUAACUGUAGCAGUGAUGAUUCUUCAAAUUUAGUGCAGGAUAAAAGGCAGUUUCCUUUGGAUUCGUUAGUGAAGCCUCAAUGGCCAGAAAUCCGGCAAGAGCCACCGGAUUGGUCAGGGAGGGAUGAUAUAAUUCCAGCAAGUAUCGAACGGAAGGCGAAUAGUGUUGAUAUUCCGCUUUCGCUUCGAAUGAUAAAGAGAAAGAUGCAAUGGCAAGAAGGGUUUAGAGAAGCAGGGGAAUCUGCUUAUUGUUCAGUGAAGAAGGCGUUUUCUUCUAUGGUGUUCAUAAUUCGAGAACUUCAUAGUCAUAGUUUGCAAAUGAGAGAGUUUCUAUUCACUGAAGAUUUACAAGGGAUUCUUGCUGGUGUACAACAAGAAAUGCAUGCUUCUUUCGUUUGGUUGUUUCAGCAAGUGUUUUCGCGUACACCUACACUUAUGGUGUAUGUGAUGAUUCUCCUUGCAAACUUUACUGUACAUUCCAUGGCCAAUAACACAGCAAUUGCAGCUCCACCGAAUACAGGGUCUUACGCAGCCACAACAGAAAGUGUAUCUGUUGUUGAAAAUCUAGACCAGAAGAAUCAGAAGUUUUAUUCUUCAUCAGUAAAGACGUUUUCGGUACCAUCAUCAAGUGGUAAAACAACUUCAAUUGGGGGCAAUAAUGGCGGUGGUGGAAAGGUCCGGCCAGUCGCCAGUGGCACUGAAGGCGAUGGAUCGUUCGACCAGUCGAGCCAAUUUAGAACAAUAGUCCCUGAUGGGGCUUCUCAGCUGUCAUCUUUAGGGACAUCAAGAGAGGCAGAGUCGGUAUCAGAGCAAGUGAGUGGAGCAGAGGAGUUGAGUCUAUGGAAUUCAAUUAUAGAUGAAGCUUCAAAAAUACAGUCUUCAUUGAGAGAUGUAUCUCUUGAUCAUGAGACCACACAUAGAUUUGUUUCGCCUAUUAGCGCGAAGAUUGAGGCAGAUGAUUAUGAAGAUUAUUUUAGAACAGAUUUACUAUAUCAAACUGGAUUGUCUCAAGACCCUAACAAUCCUCUCCUCCUUGCCAAUUACGCUCAAUUCCUCUACAUGGUUGCCCACGAUUACGACAGAGCAGAGGAUUACUUCAAGAGAGCAAUAGGGGUGGAGCCACGAGAUGCAGAGGCAUAUAGCAAGUAUGCAAGCUUUCUAUGGCAUGUGAAAAAGGACUUGUGGGCAGCCGAGGAGACUUUCUUGGAAGCCAUUUCUGCUGACCCUACAAGCUCUUAUUAUGCUGCUAAUUAUGCUCAUUUUCUCUGGAACACUGGUGGUGAGGACACUUGUUUCCCUCUUGGCUCCCCAGAUAAUGCCCGAGAGGUGUAAAAGGCUAAACAAGGGGUAAAAAAUCAAUCGAAGAGAUUAAAAUCCCCUUCGUUUCCACUUCUUGACGUAAUAAAAAGUUGCAUAGUGAUAAUGUUGACAACCGUAUCUGCCAGAAAUAGAAAGAAAAGAAAAUGAGAUUUUUUUCUUUAGGGAAUCUUUCGGAGUACACGUGUUUCGGUGGUGCGUGUGGGUGGUGGGCCGGUGGUGUUUGGAAGAUGGGAUUCACGUGACCUUUUGGAGGAUUAAUCGGCAAUUUGCACUCGUACAUGGCAACAGCAGCCGAGGGCAAUUGAAGGAGGGGGUAGUUCCGGCAUUUAGUUUUGCACAGUUGAAGAAAGUGUAAUUAUUCCAUCUUCAAUAAUCAUUGUAUGCCAUUUUUAAUUUCGAUACAGUAAUUAAGGUGAUGAACAUCAAUAUAAAUAAGUUUCUCAAUU